Messenger RNA from Aspergillus welwitschiae, 2239 nucleotides. RefSeq names its product putative NADPH oxidase (NoxA). The transcript has 4 exons. Gene Ontology annotation, biological process: superoxide anion generation; defense response. Gene Ontology annotation, molecular function: superoxide-generating NAD(P)H oxidase activity. The coding region runs from base 277 to 1926 and encodes 549 amino acids. The record is from RefSeq and is a predicted model, not a curated record. Lineage: Eukaryota; Fungi; Ascomycota; Eurotiomycetes; Eurotiales; Aspergillaceae. Gene Ontology annotation, cellular component: plasma membrane; NADPH oxidase complex.
CUUAUCUACUGGGGACGCUGGCUGUCGCUCUGCGCAGGCUUAACCUACUGCAUGCUUGGAGCGAAGCGCCAGCUUUCGAGGGAGGAUUCUAUUUAUGGAUUCCUAGAGUAGAGUGCCCGCCAAAUCACUCCUUUCACUUAUGGUACGGGCGCCUUCGAAAGAAACCCGGAGUAAAGCACACUCAAAACAUCCACUCCUUUGAAAAGGGUCAUUGCUGGUCAAUGUUCAAGUCUGGUUAAAAAAGUCACUACAAGCUUAUACUGCCCGGAUAUCAUAAUGGAACAUGCUUGGGGUUCAUACGUUACUGCGUCAAAGGUUUGGUUCUACUCCAUCUUCUGGGCGCUGCAUUUUGUCAUUUUUGCGGUGGGAUGGUACGUCCAGGCUUCGGACCAGAGGCUGGAUAUGCUCAAUACUUUGCAGUAUUCCGUUUGGAUAUCACGGGGCGCUGGACUGGUGUUGACAUGCGAUGCCACCCUCUUACUGCUGCCCAUGUGCCGAAACCUUGUCAAAACCAUAAGACCUAGGGUACGAUGGCUACCACUGGAUGAAACGGUAUGGUUUCAUCGCCAGGUAGCUUAUGCCCUUCUGUUCUUUACCAUAGUCCAUGCGGCGGCCCAUUAUGUGAACUUUUACAACAUCGAAAAAGAUCAUAUCCGGCCUGUUAAAGCCGUGCAAAUCCACUAUACAGAAGCUGGCGGAAUUACCGGACAUGUCAUGCUCCUUUGCAUGAUGCUGAUGUACACCACGUCCCAUCAGCGCAUUCGGCAACAGUCCUUUGAGACGUUCUGGUAUACGCACCAUCUUUUCGUACCGUUCCUUUUAGCCUUAUAUACACAUGCAACCGGCUGCUUCGUGCGAGACACAACAGAGCCUAUCUCGCCUUUCGCUGGUUCUAGAUUCUGGAACCACUGCUUAGGCUACGAAGGCUGGAGAUGGGAACUAGUGGCCGGAGGAUUGUACAUGCUUGAAAGGCUGUACCGUGAGAUCCGAGCACGACGCCAUACUGUUAUUCUAAAGGUGGUUCGUCAUCCGUAUGAUGCUAUGGAGAUUCAGUUUCGCAAGGAUAGUAUGAAGUAUAAGGCUGGCCAAUGGCUCUUCAUCCAGUGUCCUGAUGUAUCCAGCAACCAAUGGCAUCCCUUCACAAUUACGUCCUGCCCAUUCGAUCCAUACAUAAGCAUCCACGUUCGCCAAGUUGGUGAUUUCACUCGUGCAUUGGGUGAUGCACUAGGAUGCGGACCAGCGCAGGCCAGAGAUAUGGAAGGACUCGACCCGCUGGGCAUGUAUGAAGUCGCCCUGCAUAACGGACAAAAGAUGCCUAGAUUGCGGGUUGAUGGACCAUACGGAGCUCCAGCCGACGAUGUCUUCGACAAUGAGGUGGCCGUCCUCAUCGGGACGGGAAUAGGUGUCACACCAUGGGCAUCUAUCCUCAAGAACAUUUGGCACUUACGGUCCGACCCUAAAUUAGCCGGCCGUCUCUGUCGCGUCGAAUUCAUUUGGGUCUGUAGGGACACUUCGUCCUUCGAAUGGUUCCAGGCCUUGCUUUCCUCUCUUGAAUCCCAGUCGGCGGCCGAAGCAGAGUACAGUGGCAAGGCCGAGUUCUUACGCAUCCAUACAUACCUCACCCAACGAUUGGAUGACGACACAGCCGCUAAUAUCUUUCUCAAUUCAGUCGGUCAGGCUGUCGAUCCACUUACAGAGCUGCGAAGUAGGACGAACUUUGGCCGUCCAGACUUCAAACGCCUUUUCACUGCUAUGCGUGAUGGUCUACAAGACCAAACCUAUCUAUCAGGUGUUCAUGGAAAUUCAACUACGGAAAUUGGAGUCUACUUCUGUGGUCCCAAUGCUGCGGCCAGGCAAAUUCGAGAGGCGGCCAUGUCCACCUCAACGAGAGAUAUCCGGUUCAAAUUCUGGAAGGAACACUUCUAAAUGGCGAGUCCUCGUCGCCGAGACUCCGUGCUUAAGGAGUCGAAAAGAAGUUGAAGGUGAAAAUGAAAGUACCAAGCACACGAUACGAAUUAAUGACUGAUGACUCUCUUUAACUUCAUUUGGCUGUUGCAUGUAACUAGAUGUAUCUAUUCUUUGAUAUGCAGUAUCGUGUACUAUACGUCUUAUGUGUGUUCAUCCACUUGUUUUACUGCAGCAUGUGAAUGCUAAAGCAAUGACCAUAGGGUCACGGGACGUAAGGCUUCCCGUCCAUUCAGCCGUACAAAGUACGUAAGCUACAUAUUGAACACUGCAC